Molecule: messenger RNA, 1859 nt
Organism: Stegastes partitus (bicolor damselfish)
Lineage: Eukaryota; Metazoa; Chordata; Actinopteri; Pomacentridae
Product: betaine--homocysteine S-methyltransferase 1-like
Exons: 7
Coding region: 1-1497 (498 amino acids)
Biological process (GO): L-methionine salvage
Cellular component (GO): cytosol
Molecular function (GO): betaine-homocysteine S-methyltransferase activity
Source: RefSeq, a predicted model, not a curated record
AUGCAUAUUAAACCUAUGCAAACUCCAAAAACCCUUCUCAUCAUAUUUAUAAUUUAUUCCCUCCACAAAUACCAAACAAAUGGAGAAGACGCCUUGACUAUCACGAACAAUAGGCUGUAUUUUUGUCCAAAUGUGCACUGCUUGAGGAGGAGGAGGAGGAGGAAAGGCGAGAGGCAGGCGGUUCCUGCGGUGACAUCAGGAGCUCCGCGCCCCUCUCUGAUUAUAAAUGCAGCAUGGAUGCGUGCACAAAGUCCUUUCCAAACUCAGAAGGACUCUGUAGCUGAGAAGAGUGGGCCGGUCACUGCUGCAAUAAUCAUGGCACCAGCUGGAGCAAAGAAGAACAUUCUGGAGCGUCUGGAGGCUGGAGAGGUGGUCAUCGGAGACGGAGGCUUUGUCUUCGCCCUUGAGAAGAGGGGAUACGUCAAAGCUGGUCCGUGGACACCUGAGGCUGCAGCUGAGCACCCUGAGGCUGUGCGGCAGCUGCACAGGGAGUUCCUGCGGGCUGGAUCCAAUGUCAUGCAGACUUUCACUUUCUACGCAAGCGAUGAUAAGCUGGAGAACAGAGGCAACGCUCAGGCCUUCACUGGGCAGCAGAUAAACGCAGCAGCUUGUGACCUGGCCAGGGAGGUGGCCAAUGAAGGGGAUGCACUGGUGGCAGGAGGAGUCUCUCAGACUCCCUCCUAUCUCAGCUGCAAGAGUGAGAAUGACGUGAAGACCAUCUUCAAGAAGCAGGUGGAUGUCUUUGUGCAGAAAAACGUGGACUUCUUGAUUGCAGAGUACUUUGAGCACGUGGAAGAGGCCGAGUGGGCAGUCCAGGUGUUGAAGACGACUGGCAAACCUGUGGCUGCGACUCUGUGCAUCGGACCUGAAGGAGACCUGAACGGAGUCAGCCCUGGAGACUGUGCCGUCCGACUGGUCAAAGCUGGUAAGAAAUUCUCCCAAGAGCUCACCCAUGGAUUCUUUUCAGUUUUUACAGUUCCUGACUCUGAUAAAUGGCUGGUUGGUUUUGGAGUUCAGAGGGUCUUAAUCCACAUGUUGAUCUGGAAAAUGCACAACAUCAUACAUAAACCUGUGUGUCCGCCGACAGGUCUGGAGCCGAGGAUCCUGACCAGAUGGGACAUGCAGAAGUACGCCCGGGACGCUUACGACGCUGGCGUUCGUUACAUCGGUGGCUGCUGUGGAUUUGAACCGUAUCACAUUCGUGCCCUGGCUGAGGAGCUGCAACGUGAGCGGGGUUUUCUGCCUGCAGGCUCUGAGAAGCAUGGCACCUGGGGCAGCGGCCUAGAGAUGCACACGAAGCCUUGGGUCAGAGCUCGGGCUCGUCGUGACUACUGGGAGAAGCUGAAGCCUGCGUCCGGCCGCCCCUACUGCCCCGCCAUGGCCGUGCCUGACGGCUGGGGCGUCACCAAAGGCCACGCUGACCUGAUGCAACAGAAGGAGGCCACCUCCAAGGACCAGCUCAAGGCUCUCUUUGACAAGGCCAACCAAGGCCACUGAGCUGCCCCCCGCGAGACCUCUGUAAAGAGGAGAAAGCAGGGGUGGCGUGUGAGAAGGCAUACUCACACAUUCCCUUACGUUUACGUACCAAAAAAGAUCGAAAUGCUGAAGUUCUUUCUGUCUUUUUAGGACCAUUUCUUGCGCCUUGUGGAAGGAUGCUGACCUUUCAAAUUAGCUUUCCAGAACUAACCAGCAACGAGUGUUUGUUUUUUAGUGAGCUUGUCAUGUGUAAACCUUGUGAAAUGACUGAGACGGCAAAGGAGCAGCUGUGAACCCCCCCAAGUAGUGCCAUUAAUACUCCAAAAGUGCCUGAUGCUUUGUGUAGCAAUAAAUAAAAACAUAAAACUGAUUAUUGAACAAAA